This is a messenger RNA of Anopheles aquasalis, 1482 nucleotides long. RefSeq lists its product as uncharacterized. Gene Ontology annotation, molecular function: DNA binding; protein binding. NCBI's taxonomy places the organism in Eukaryota, Metazoa, Arthropoda, Insecta, Diptera, Culicidae. The record is from RefSeq and is a predicted model, not a curated record.
AACAAACAAAAUUAGCAUCAAAAACGAACGCUUUCUCAAUCCGUUUGGUGAUCCGUUUUUUGAGUGAUUUUGUCCGGUUUUACCAGCUUGAGCCAGCAAAUCAAUCUCUUGAAUGUGCGCGAUGGCGCUGCCAGUAUUAUCGGCCACACCUGGCACGGUUUCUGGUGUCGUGUGGAUGAACCACCGGGAUCAUAUUCUGAACACGUAUCGAGCGAUUUACGAAAGCGGAGAGUACACCGAUUGCAUCCUGGUGCUGGCGGAUGGCGCACUGCAAGCAAACAGCACCGUGCUCGGGAUGGCUUCGGCGUUUCUGGAACGCGUCUUUGCCGGCGCUAGUCUAGCGGCCAGUACCGGGCAGCUCGCAGUCUCGAUCCCGGACGUGACCACCGACGACAUGCAGCAAAUUCUGCUGUUUAUACACACCGGAGAGGUUAACCUGCGGCCCUGCCACUUGUCCAGCUUCGUGGAAGCCUGCUCGCUGCUGGAACUACGCGGUAUCAAAGCCUCCGAUGGUAACAUGAUGGGAUUGGCGAUUAGCGGUUCAAACAUCGUAACACCGCAGCAACAGGCGGACGAGCCACUGAUAGACCUUACGUCCACUGAAGAACCGCAGUGCUUGAGCGAACUAUGGUUUCAGGACAGCGAAACAGAACUGGACACCAACCCUCCAGACCCAGAUCCGGUGCUGCACGACCACGAGUCGCAUAUAACGAGUGCCGAUGAAACGGAGAAAAUUGACAUUGAAAUGAAUGCACUCGCUGGUGCAACGCUGGAAACGAUUGCCAACUAUGAUUUGAUCACAGCACAAGAAAGUCACCACAUGGAAGCGGAAGAGCCUUCUACGGAGGGCAAAGCGAGGCACUCCUCUCUUAAUGAACCGAAGAUAUCCGGAUACGAAGAACGACUUCAAGCGGCCGUCGAUGCUAUAGCGAACGAAAGGCUUAGCUAUCGUAAGGCUGCGCGGGCUUUCAAAAUUCCAACGACUGUACUGUGGCGCCGGGCGCACCAGAUCCUACGGGCUCCGAUAGUAUUCGAACCACCCGCGGUUCGACAGCAGGCCAUGGAAGCGAUAAAAGCGGGAGCAAAGCUUCUCAGAAUCAGCCGCCAGUUCGACAUUCCACUGGCCACGUUGCAUCGUGACAAGCAGCGGCUGUAUGACAAAGGGAUGCUGCCUGCCUCGGUCACCGUACGGCAGCGUAAGGACCGACCAGACGAGGAUCAGCGGUUACUCGAGGCGGCCCAACUUGCACUGAAUGGUACCCUCUCUCUGCGGCAAGCAUCACAGAGCUACUCUCUGUCUAGGACUACGAUCUGGCGCAAGGUGCAAGAGUUGAAGGAUCCGGCUUCCGCCCAAGGAGCCCCGCAACUGUCGAAGAAGAAAAAGAUGCCAAAAAGAAAAGCGAAGAACAACCAACCCAAAGGGUAAUUUUGGAAUGUAGUUUACCAAUGUUGGUAAUCGUGGAUGAGAUCGAAUAAAUCUAU